CCCCCCCCCCCCCAAACUAAUUGAAACAUUACAGACAACCAAAAAAAAAGAAAAACCCAUAAAAAGGAGAGGCUAUUCUCAAUUACUUUCCUUUCGGUGGCGCGUAUUAUCCACCCGCCGAAAAUGGGCCAAUCUCCUCCCGUCGUUUUGGGCAGAGAAAACUCCCUCUGCGAUCCCUUCACCUUCUUAUCCUCUUCUUCUGCUUUCAUUUCUGGGGAGGGAUUUCGCGACGAAAUCGUGGUGGAGAUCGUGGAUUAUACCGCUGAGUUACCCGAUGAGUGUUUGGCUUUCGUUUUCCAGUUCCUUGGACCCGGUGAUCGGAACCGGUGUUCACUCGUCUGCAAGCGGUGGUUUCGCGUUGACGGUUGGAGCCGCCACCGUUUAUCUCUCAACGCUCAAUCUGAAAUCGUUUCUUCUUUGCCUUCUUUGUUUACCCGUUUCGAUUCCGUUACCAAGCUCGCUUUACGGUGUAGUCGUAAAUCGAUCAGCUUGACGGAUGACGCUUUGCUUACGAUCUCGAUCCGUUGCCGUAACCUCACACGGUUGAAGCUCCGCGGUUGCCGCGAAAUCACCGACGAAGGAAUGUCGACAUUUGCUAAGAAUUCAAAAAAAUUACGAAAACUCUCUUGUGGCUCUUGCAUGUUCGGCGCUAAAGCUUUAAACGCCGUCCUUGAUCAUUGCGCGAAUUUAGAAGAGUUAUCGGUAAAAAGGCUUAGAGGAAUCCACGACGGAGCUGAGCCGAUCGGACCUGGAGCCGCGGCUUCUUCGUUGAAAAUGAUUUGCUUGAAAGAGCUCGUUAACGGUCAGUCUUUUGCACCGCUUGUGCUUGGAUCAAAAAACCUUAAAACUGUGAAAAUUAUUCAUUGUUUAGGUGAUUGGGAUAGUGUUCUUCAAUUAAUUGGAAACCGAAAUCGAAACUAUAAAGAGAAUUUAAACUGCGAUAUCAAUUACGGCAGUAGUGAUAGCAAUAGGAGUCCUUUAAUGGAAAUUCACCUUGAGAGGCUCCAAGUAAGUGAUAUAGGCUUAUCAGCCAUUUCAAAAUGCACCAAAAUUGAGAAUUUGCAUAUUGUGAAAACCCCCGAGUGUUCGAAUUAUGGACUUGUUUGUGUAGCUGAGAAUUGUAAGCUACUGAGGAAGCUUCAUAUUGAUGGAUGGAGAACUAAUAGGAUUGGUGAUGAGGGUUUGAUUGCUGUAGCCAAGCAUUGUUCUAAUUUACAAGAACUUGUUUUGAUUGGUGUUAAUGCUACCCAUGUGAGCUUAUCGGCCAUUGCAUGUAAUUGUUCAAAGCUCGAGAGGUUAGCUCUUUGUGGGAGUGGAACUAUUGGUGAUACAGAGAUUGCAUGCAUUGCUGCAAAAUGUAUGGCCUUGAAGAAACUUUGUAUCAAGGGAUGUCCGAUUUCAGAUAUAGCCAUCGAAGCACUCGGUUCCGGUUGUCCCAAUUUGGUAAAAAUUAAGGUGAGGAAAUGUAGAGGAGUGAGUAGUGAUGCCGGCGAAUGGUUGCGUGAACAAAGGGGAUCGAUGUUGAUCAAUAUGGAUGCUUGCGACACAGAUUGUGGGUUCGAGGCUAGUGUCAGUGACAGAGUUCAUGAAACCGGUGAGGAGGUUGGCCAAGUAACCGCUGUUGGUGCUUCCACGAGCAGCAAUGUUGAGUUCGAGUUGCAUUAAACCGAACCUUGGCGGAUUACUUAACUCGGCUUCUGAUACUGAAAUCAAUAUCUAGUUCAAACCCAGGUUUCAUAUAAUCUUUCAUCUCCAAAACCAAGGCAUCAGCGGUGAUUGACAUGAUGUCACUUGCCUGCGUCGAGCUUGUUCCGAGGAUCUCAAGUCCAGAGGAAGGUUUGCCAACGCCGUUAAUACUGCUAAAACGUCUUCGAUAGCAUUGUGUCCAAUGAAAGGCUCUUGACUUCUUUGACAGAUAGUUGCUAAGUUCCAUGCUUUGAUGUCACCCUAUUUGCUCGUCUGCAGGCCGGGGACCGUAUCCUGACUACUUUUCCGACCCCUUGAAUUAUCUCUCCCAUUGCUUUCGGAGAAUACAUCAUCAUUGUCGUCUUCACUUUAAGAAGCUUAGACUUCAUUGUUAGCAGAAUCAGUUUUAGAAUUUGUGGUCAUAUUUACCAAUUCAAUCUUGAAUCUAAGGAUAGGCCCAAAAAAUAAAACACUUGAAUUA
This is a messenger RNA of Gossypium raimondii (Peruvian cotton), 2167 nucleotides long. Its product is annotated as F-box protein SKIP2. The transcript has 3 exons. The record is from RefSeq and is a predicted model, not a curated record. Gene Ontology annotation, molecular function: protein binding. Lineage: Eukaryota; Viridiplantae; Streptophyta; Magnoliopsida; Malvales; Malvaceae. Gene Ontology annotation, biological process: SCF-dependent proteasomal ubiquitin-dependent protein catabolic process. The coding region runs from base 124 to 1665 and encodes 513 amino acids. Gene Ontology annotation, cellular component: SCF ubiquitin ligase complex.